Rhipicephalus microplus (southern cattle tick) is the source of this 4156-nucleotide messenger RNA. RefSeq names its product neuroglian-like. The record is from RefSeq and is a predicted model, not a curated record. Gene Ontology annotation, cellular component: axon; plasma membrane. NCBI's taxonomy places the organism in Eukaryota, Metazoa, Arthropoda, Arachnida, Ixodida, Ixodidae. Gene Ontology annotation, biological process: brain development; axon guidance; cell-cell adhesion. Gene Ontology annotation, molecular function: cell-cell adhesion mediator activity.
CGGCAGCGACCUGGUGAUCUAUCCUUUCCGCCGACAUUGGUGAAGCAGCCAACGCGCGAGCAGCUUUUUCGUGUGUCCCACUCUGCGGAUGAACCGGACGAGCCUUUUCUGCUGGAGUGUGAGGCCACGGGCGAUCCCGAGCCCACUUAUCAAUGGACCAAGAACGGCGAGAAGUUCGGCCAUGUUUCGCUCGGGAACCGCAUCACACAACAGCCCCACCGUGGCUCGCUCGUCUUCACAGCCCCCGAAAACGCGGACGAAGGGCUGUACCAGUGCCACGCCACCAACAAUCUCGGCACGGCAGUGUCCGGUACCGUCUCAGUGCGCAAGACCGAGCUCGGAAAGUUCCCCGAAAACCCACCGAAACAUGUGCGAGUCCGGGAGGGCGACCCGCUGUCGCUCCCUUGCGACCCACCGGCGGGUUAUCCGCGACCCAUUGUCUCGUGGGUAAUACAACACGCCAACGGUACCCUGCGAGCGCUCAAUUCAUCGCGCAUGAUCGUAGAUCCCCAGGGAGGUUUGCAUUUCUCGCACGUCGAGACGCAGGACGCUUUUCCCCAUGCUGUCUACGCUUGCGUCGCCUCGUCACGCUCACUGCUCGAGUACAAGCUCGGCAACAAGAUCCUGCUGAACGUGGAGCCAGACCCGAGCAGUGAACAAGCGAGAUCGCCCACUAAGCAGUAUGUGUCACCCGAAGAAAUGGUAGCGCUGCGGGGCCGUUUCCUCGAACUUCACUGUGUCUACGGAGGCACACCGGAGCCUCAAACCUCGUGGAAAAAGCGAGGAGGGGAUCUGUCGCCUGAACGCGUGUCCUAUUCAAACAAUGGCAGGACGCUGAAACUUCAUUCCGUAAGCUUGGAGGAUGAAGACACUUAUGAGUGCGAGGCCAGCAAUGGCGUAGGCGAGGUACAGACACACGCCAUCCGUGUUAAGGUGGAGGCAGAACCCAACUGGCUUCAAGUACCGAACUCCGCCAUCAAAGCCUCCGGAGAGAGCGUCACCUUUAAUUGUUGUUCCUCGGGCAUACCGGAACCAAAACUGCACUGGUUCAGGAAUGGCGUGCCCAUCGAGAUGCUGGAAGGCAACAGCAACAUGAGGCUAGGCAGUGAUAGAUGCACGCUCUUAUUCGAGCACCUUCGAAUGCUUGACACCGCUGUCUACCAGUGCAACGCUUCCAAUAUUCAUGGAUACGCGUUUCACAACUUCUUCCUCAAUGUUGUCGAGGUUACUCCACUCAUCCUGGAACCGCCCGAACCGUUGACAGUCGGUGUGGUGACGUCGAAGGUGACUCUGCGAUGUCGUGUUGCAGAAGCUGCACGGCCCGAACUGAAGUGGACGAAAGGUUCGCAGGAACUGACCGGAGGCCGUUACCGCAUCCUCGACUCCGGAGACCUGCAGAUUGACGGCCUCACGUUCGCGGAUCAGGGCGAAUACGUGUGCUCUGCCAGCGACAGGUCUCGCAAUCACGUGCGCCAGACCUCCGGAAGACUGGAGGUCAAGCGCAAGACCCGAAUUACCGAGCCACCGCAGGACUUUGAGGUGGCAUCUGGUGGGGCCGCUACCUUCCGCUGCAGCGCCCAAGCGGAUCCAAGUCUGGAGCUAAGUGUCGAAUGGUUGUUCAACGACCAACCCAUCGACUUUGAGGUUGGCCGACGAUUGGCUAAAUUGAACGACAACUCGCUGACCAUCACGCGCGCCACCAAGCUCGACUCUGGCAACUACACCUGUGUGGCACGCACUGGGCUGGACAGCGACCGUGCAAUGGCUACACUGAUCGUCCAGGAUUUGCCGGGCCCACCGCGUCUGGUGCACGUCAAGUGCCAUAGUCGUGACGUUCUUCUGGAAUGGCAGCCCACCGGUGAUGGCCGGGCGCCCAUACUCUCCUAUUCCAUUCAGUAUAACACCUCCUUCAGUCCGAACAUUUGGGAAGACUCAUUUAAGAACGUCCCUGCCUCCGAUACAAAGUUUACGCUGCCCAUGAGUCCAUGGGUAAACUACUCCUUCCGGGUAGUGGCUCGCAACAAGGUCGGAUUCUCGCUGCCCUCAGAAGUAUCAGAAACGUGCACAACCCACGAGGACGUGCCGUACAAUAAUCCUGAUCAUGUUACGGGACGCGGGGAACGCCCUGACAACCUGGUCAUUACAUGGACACCCAUGCCCCCCAUAGAGCACAAUGCACCAGGCUUCCAUUACAAAGUACUUUGGAAGCGUGAUGACAAGCCCCGUGCCACGUGGAAUUCACACCUUAUCGAUGACUGGAGACAAAACAGGCACGUCGUGUCUAAUCAGCCAACGUUCAAGCCAUAUCGCAUCAAGGUUGAAGCGUACAACAGGCUGGGCCAGGCAAAUACUCUUGCCACGGAAUUCAUCGGAUACUCGGGCGAGGAUGUUCCUCUGGCUGCCCCGAAAGAAUUCCGGCUUGUGGAAAUUCGUGACGGCCGCACAGCCGUGUUUUCAUGGAGCCCCGUGAGUCAGGAGUCUGUGCGGGGUCACUUUCGGGGCUAUAAAAUCCAAACGUGGACGACCGACGAAGGAAAAGAUGAACUGAAGGAAAUAGAAGUGUCGGCCAACGUGAGCACGGCCAUGGCAAGCCUCUUCCGUCCGUUUUCGCGCAACGUGGUCCAAGUUCUGGCGUACAACGGCAUGUACAACGGACCGCCAUCAGAUACACUGGACUUCCUCACACCUGAGGCCGUCCCGGGCCCAGUAGCCUCGUUCGAUGGCCGGCCGCUGGGUUCGAGAGCCGCGUACCUCUCUUGGAAGCCACCUUUGGAACCAAACGGCUUAAUCAAGGGGUACCGCAUCUACUACGAAGAAGUUCGGGGAGGCAUGGUGGGACCCAAGACUGAGCGGCGGCCGCCUGUGACCGGCCCGCAGAGGUUGCACGCCAAACUGACGGGUCUCAAACCACGCACCAAAUACCGCUUCACCAUUCGUGCGGAGACGUAUGCCGGGCAGGGAAGCCCGUACUUCUUCGAGCUCGAAACUCCGGACGAGUCCGAGAAUCUUCCCGACGUAGCCGACUUCACGUGGACCUACCUGCCAGGCGACGAUGGAAGAGCAGGUGUGAGGGUGACGUGGCUGCCGGCCAUGACCAAACACCUUGGCAGGGACUUUUACGUCCAGUACCGACACAAGGGUGAGAAUACUUGGCAGAACACCGAGGUUGAGGAGUACGAAGACACCAUAGUGCUCGAGGGUCUGGACAAGAAUGACUUCUACGAAGUGCGCAUAGUUGUCGUCGACGGAAAGUACCAGAAGUACUCGCAGAUCGAAGAGGUGUGGACAGGAACACUCGAUGUGCCCAGUCCCCCGGAGAUAGUGCACGUGGAAUGUGAAGCUUCCUCAGCACUGCUAAAGUGGACACCCCGAGGGGACAACCAGGCGUCCAUCAUAUCGUACUCAGUACAGUACUCAACCUCCUUCAACUCUACUCGGGGUUCCUGGCAGGACGUCGCUGCAAAUAUUCCCGCUUCGGACACUAGCGUCCGCAUGGCGCUUAGCCCGUGGGCCAACUACACAUUUAGGGUUCUGGCAAGCAACAAGGUUGGACCCUCGGCGCCCUCUGAACCAUCGGCGACAACUUGCGCGACACCCGAAAACGUCCCUUUCAAGAACCCUGACUCUGUGACGGGCCGGUGGAACAUCUAUGGCGACCUCAUUAUAUCUUGGAUGUCCAUGGCACCAAUCGAUCACAAUGCACCGGGAUUCUUCUACAGGGUGUCUUGGAAGAGGAACGACCUUCCCAACGCCACCUGGAGCUCGCAUGACGUCAAAGACUGGACGCAAGAAAGACUCGUCCUACAGGGCCAGUCCAGGUCUACGCCUUAUAGCGUCCGCGUCGAAGCACACAACAGCCUUGGCCAGGCGAACGUCUUGCCCAGAGAAAUAGGGGUACCGACAAGUAACAAGACGAACAUCGCAGGCAUGAUGGACGCUGUUCUUUCGUACUUUCAAAGCGUGUUCUGAAUGACAACGUGACGCUGUUUAUUUGCGCUGGUCGAUACAUGUCCUUAGACAACGAGGAACAAAGCGAACAGCAGGACAAUGGGAUAUAAAUGGGUUCUGCGAUGGCUUACAGCCAAUGUUUUAGCCGUGAACGACGUAAGCUGACUUAGAGUUCCACGAAGAAAUAAUAGCGCUUAAAUGACGAGGA